Rhododendron vialii is the source of this 1768-nucleotide messenger RNA. Its product is annotated as IAA-amino acid hydrolase ILR1-like 4. The transcript is spliced from 5 exons. Lineage: Eukaryota; Viridiplantae; Streptophyta; Magnoliopsida; Ericales; Ericaceae. Gene Ontology annotation, biological process: auxin metabolic process. The coding region runs from base 217 to 1542 and encodes 441 amino acids. The record is from RefSeq and is a predicted model, not a curated record. Gene Ontology annotation, molecular function: IAA-Ala conjugate hydrolase activity. Gene Ontology annotation, cellular component: endoplasmic reticulum.
UGGACACUAAAAACUGGAUGGGAGCCUCCCCUUAAAACACAUUCUAUCUUCCCCACAUUUUCCCCAUUUUCUUCAACCGUCUUGACUCUUCAAAACAGUGUAAAUUAAUCAAGCAUGUGCUCCAUUUCUGUCUUGCUAUAAAAAUCCAAUUCCCUCUUCGCCUCCUCUUUCUCUCCGCAACAAGCAAUUCACGGCUCAAUUCCCAAGGAAAAAAAUAUGGGUUCCGCCGGCUGGGCCGUUGUGAUUCUCACCCUUGUACUGUCCAACGCAAUACCCAUUUUCGUAGAUUCCCAAGGGCUUUCCGAAUUCACAGCAAGCUUCCUCAAGUACGCCAAGGAAAAAGAUGUCUUUGAUUGGAUUGUGGGUGUUAGGAGAAAGAUACACGAGAAUCCUGAACUGGGUUAUGAGGAAUUUGAGACCAGCAAGCUUAUCAGAUCAGAGUUGGAUAAGAUGGGUAUUCCUUAUAAGUACCCAGUUGCUGUUACUGGCGUUGUUGGGUUCAUCGGUACAGGAAGGCCCCCUUUUGUUGCGAUUCGGGCUGAUAUGGAUGCUUUAGCUAUGCAGGAAAUGGUGGAAUGGGAGCACAAGAGUAAAAAUCCUGGAAAGAUGCAUGCUUGCGGGCACGAUGGCCAUGUUGCGAUGCUUCUUGGUGCUGCAAAGAUUCUUCAAGAGCAUCAGGAACUCUUACAGGGAACAGUUCUUCUUGUCUUCCAACCGGCAGAGGAAGGAGGUGGAGGGGCAAUGAAAAUGAUCGAUGCUGGAGUACUUGAGAAUGUUGAAGCCAUCUUUGGGCUUCACGUCUAUCAUGACUUGCCCUUAGGUGAAGUAGCCUCCAAACCUGGACCAAUGUUGGCUGGGAGUGGCUUUUUCGAAGCGGUAAUUAGUGGGAAAGGAGGUCAUGCGGCCAUUCCUCAGCACUCAAUUGAUCCAAUUUUAGCAGCUUCAAAUGUGAUUGUCAGCUUACAGCAUCUUGUUUCACGAGAAGCUGAUCCGCUGGACGCUCAGGUGGUAACGGUUGCUAAAUUCCAAGGAGGUGGUGCUUUCAACGUUAUACCAGAUUCUGUCACCAUUGGGGGAACCUUCCGAGCCUUCUCAAAGGAAAGCUUUGAGCAACUCAGGCAGCGAAUUGAAGAGGUAAUAGUUGGGCAAGCCACAGUUCAAAGGUGCAAUGCGACCGUUGACUUCCUUGUAAAAGAAAAACCUUUCUUUCCUGCAACCAUAAACGACAAGGGCUUGCACGAGCACUUUCUAAAAGUCGCAGGGGACAUGCUUGGAAUUCGUAAUAUCAAGGAGAUGCCACCAAUGAUGGGUUCGGAGGAUUUCUCCUUUUACCAAGAGGUAAUACCCGGUUACUUCUUCUUCCUCGGUAUGAAGAGCGAAACAAACGAAAAGCCUGCGUCAGUUCACUCUCCCUACUUCAAAAUAAACGAAGAUUCACUUCCUUAUGGAUCUGCUCUUCACGCAUCAUUAGCUACUGCAUAUCUUCUUGAUCACCAAUCGAGAACUACCCUCAUGAGCGGAAAUCACCAUGAUGAGCUCUGAGGUUGUUUCUUUAUUUUUUGUAAUUAUCAUGGACCUGAAAUUGGUCAGGAUGCUACUGCAAUGCACGGGCACGGUGAUGGCUUCGGCUGUUAGCUCGAUCUUAGAUAGUAUGAUUUUGGGUAACUGUAUAUCAGCAAGAAGUUGCUUCAUGUUCAUUGAAUAAAAACACAGUAUUGUACCUGAUCCGGCUAUUUUUUUUGGGUGGUGUAUACUUGUUUUGUUAUCA